AUCCUGAAUGGUCAUCACAUCGCAAGCCCAAGACGCGCCGGUGUCGUUGUCCGGCCUGUUCGCCGCUAGCAGCGACUCGGAAGCUGAUGAGUUCGAGAACGAGUUUGAGAUCCAGAACAUCUCGAUCGGAGACGACAAGUAUCGCAUCCGAGUCUUCUCCUUCCACGAGGCGAACGCGAACAAAGUGUGGCCGGGGAUGUUCAGUCUCGCCGACUUCAUGGACUCCCAUGUCCGGUAUAGUACCGGUCGCAUUAUGGAGCUCGGUGCCGCUACAGGUGCGUUGGCCAUCCAUCUGCGGUCGUCGCCCCGCAACUACGACGUCAUGACAAGCGAUAUUUGCGACGACGGCGCUGUCGCGGCCAACAUCGAGUUCAACUCGAUCCUGAACGGACAAGCGAUCGGGUGUCAUUAUGCGCACACGUGGGGUACUGGAUGGGCCCAUCCAGGCCAAAUCCGAUUCGUGAUUGCGUCCGACAUCCUGUUGUAUGUGAGCGCCUAUGGAGCGCUCGUGGAAACGCUGCUCGAGAUCUUCGCGGUGAACCAAGCCGAAGAAUUCCUGAUGAGCUGGCGCCGCCGCAUCGCCGACUCGUCCAUCUUCUUCGACCUCAUGAAAGCGGCUGGCUUCCGCGUCCAUCACCACGGAUCUUGCAUUUACUCGUUCUUCAAGCCCGACUCCACGAGUCCGUACCUGCAGUCGCUGCUUCUGUUGCCUCCUCAUUCAUUGAACAAGCAAAAGUAAUUAAAGUAAUAUUGCUGAAACACAAA
This is a messenger RNA of Aphanomyces astaci, 765 nucleotides long. RefSeq lists its product as hypothetical. The record is from RefSeq and is a predicted model, not a curated record. The transcript is spliced from 4 exons. Lineage: Eukaryota; Oomycota; Saprolegniomycetes; Saprolegniales; Verrucalvaceae. Bases 8 to 739 code for a protein of 243 amino acids.